Molecule: messenger RNA, 2566 nt
Organism: Engraulis encrasicolus (European anchovy)
Lineage: Eukaryota; Metazoa; Chordata; Actinopteri; Clupeiformes; Engraulidae
Gene: tada2a
Product: transcriptional adaptor 2A
Exons: 15
Coding region: 227-1564 (445 amino acids)
Biological process (GO): regulation of transcription by RNA polymerase II; chromatin remodeling
Cellular component (GO): SAGA-type complex; nucleus
Molecular function (GO): zinc ion binding; chromatin binding; protein binding
Source: RefSeq, a predicted model, not a curated record
CGGACGGAUUUCCUUUUCGGCUGCACAUUGUUAUUAUUUUGUCGAUUGUGUGGCUUUCAGUGAACAUGUGUUGUUAAAUACGGUGCGUGCAUUACGUUCCAAUCCAACUUUUCAUUUGGAGACAGCCAAUAGAGUUGCUGGGAAUAUAGUCUGCUAUCUCGAAGCUAUUAGCAAAACAUAGUUUAGGUUGGUUGGCUAGUCUUUUGGCUAGUCUAUCGUGAACCCAAUGGAUCGUCUCGCAUCAUUUGGGAGUGACCCGUUCAAGCCACCGUGCCGGGGUUGCUCCACUUACCUGGUGGAGCCUUUUAUCAAGUGUGCAGAAUGUGGACCACCGUCCUUCUACCUCUGUCUUCAGUGUUUCACCAGAGGAUUUGAGUAUAAAAAACAUCAAAGUGACCACAAAUACGAAAUCAUGCAGACGUCAGAUUUCCCUGUGCUGGAGCCUGGCUGGACGGCUCAGGAGGAGAUGGCUCUCUUGGAGGCUGUGAUGGACUGCGGCUUUGGGAACUGGCAAGACGUGGCGUAUCAGAUGCGCACCAAGACCAAGGAGGAGUGUGAGUGCCACUACAUGAAGCACUUCAUCAACAACCCCCUCUUCUCCUCCACACUGCUCAGCCUCCGGCAGAUGGAGGACGCCCGCACCGCCGACUCCGCCAUCCCCUUCAAACCCACAGAUGACCCACCCAGGCCCACCUUUGACUCGGUCCUGUCCAGAGACAUGGCGGGGUACAUGCCUGCCCGAGCGGACUUCAUGGAGGAAUUUGACAACUAUGCUGAAUGGGAUCUGAAGGACAUUGACUUUGUGGAUGAUGACUCGGACAUCUUACACGCCCUCAAGAUUGCAGUCGUUGACAUCUACCAUUCAAGGUUAAAGGAGAGACAACGCAGAAAGAAAAUUAUUCGGGACCACGGGUUGAUCAACUUGCGCAAGUUCCAAAUUCUGGAGCGGCGAUACCCUAAGGAGGUGCAGGACCUGUACGAGGCAAUGAGACGUUUCGCCCGCGUGGUGGGGCCAACCGAACACGACAAGUUCAUUGAGAGUCAUGCAUUGGAGUUUGAGCUGAGGAGGGAGAUCCGGAGGUUGCAGGAGUACAGGGAGGCAGGAAUACGCUCCUUCUGCAGUGCGAAGGUGUAUGAGCGUGUGAAGCGUGUGCGUGAGGAGGAGCGGCGUAAGAGGACCAUGCUGUGUGAUGCCAUCCAGUACAUCCAGGACGGACGCGCCUGUCGCCAGUGGCUACACAAGCAGGCCGCCAUAGAUGCUGGAAUCACCCCCGUCGUCACUACAAUCACCACAACAGGAACAGGUCGUAGGAGCGCCCCUCCCCUCAACCUCACAGGCCUGCCUGGCACAGAGAAGCUCAAUGAAAGAGAAAAAGAGCUGUGCCAGGUGGUGCGUCUGGUGCCGGGUGCCUAUCUGGAGUAUAAGCAGGCUCUGCUGAACGAGUGCCGUCGGCAGGGAGGCCUCCGGCUGGCCCAGGCCCGCUCCCUCAUCAAGAUUGACGUCAACAAGACACGCAAGAUCUACGACUUCCUCAUCAAGGAGGGCUACAUCAACAAGGCCUGAGGCCCCACGUUGUCUGGUUAGACCAGGGCUGGUAGUGGCGUUCCAAGACGCUGGUUCAGCAGUACACCAGGAUCAUGUAACCUGCAGAUAGUGGUCAAAUCAUGAAAAGAAGAGCAACUGAUAAUACAUCUUAACUAAAUGACACCUGCAAGCUACACUAUAAAACAUUGCAAGCCAGUUGAAUGUAAAAAGGUAAGUUGCCCCUGCUGCCUCAAGUUUGUGAGAUGACUAAACUUGAGGCUUAACUGAACUCGAGAAUUUCUCAAGUAACUUAAGUAACUUACAAACUUAAGGCAGCAGGGCAAGUUACUUUUUGACGUUGAACUGGCUUGAAAUGUUUUACAGUGUAUGUAUGACAACUUCUUGCAGGUCAAGUUAGCCAGGUUUAUCACUUAACCAAGUUCUUGGAAUACCCCCCUCAGAUCCUCGGUGCUUGUGCAGCUUUUUAUUCCAUUUUGUACAGAAGCUCUGAGUUUGAUUAGGAGGAUGUGUAUCACUGUCAAGCCAGACUCCACUGCUCAAAAUGAAGGAAAGUGUUGUGCAAUUGUUUACCAGACCAAAGCGGACUAUGUUCACGAAGAGUAUAACGUCAAAGUGAGAACAUUUAAGUGGGUAUUAAUCCACCCUACUCUUAGUGACCCGUGAGUUCAGAGAGCUGAGCUGUGGAUUGAAUCACACUGAUGUCUCCUGUCUCAACUCUCGCUUUAGAUCUUGAAACAACAACAAAAAAACCCUUUCGAACUGAUCUCAUGUCAGUUGUAAGUCCAUUGAUGCCAGUCUUGCGCCACUAAAGCCAAUCAGCUGUGCGGCAUGGCGAAUCGGCCAUCUUGGAAGAGGCACAGGGCUUUUAUACAGUUUUUUUCUUUGUGAUUGAAAAUAUGAACUUGUGUUGUAUAUAGUGCUUCCACGUAUUGUGUUGCGUUACUGUCUGUACUGUAGAGAGUCUCACAGUUUUAUUGGAAUAUAUAAAUAAGUCAAUAAAGGUUUUUUUUUUAUUUCAAA